Molecule: messenger RNA, 1403 nt
Organism: Carlito syrichta (Philippine tarsier)
Lineage: Eukaryota; Metazoa; Chordata; Mammalia; Primates; Tarsiidae
Gene: GJA5
Product: gap junction protein alpha 5
Exons: 2
Coding region: 202-1278 (358 amino acids)
Biological process (GO): cell communication
Cellular component (GO): connexin complex
Source: RefSeq, a predicted model, not a curated record
GAGAAAGAGUAGGAAGAAGUGGGAGGAGAGAGGGCGGCAGAUACGAUUAAAAAGAGGGUUGAAGAGGAACAACUGACAGGCUCAAGAGCAAAGAGCAGUGGACAGUUGAAGAGGCAGCCAGAGCACCAAGGAGCCAUCAGAACUUCCAGGGAGGAGGAGAAGAAGGAGAAGGCUAGGCGUUUGUCUGCUAGCUGAGCCAAGAUGGGCGACUGGAGCUUCCUGGGAGAGUUCCUGGAGGAAGUCCACAAGCACUCCACGGUGAUUGGCAAGGUCUGGCUCACGGUCCUCUUCAUAUUCCGCAUGCUGGUGCUGGGCACGGCUGCCGAGUCCUCCUGGGGGGAUGAGCAGGCUGAUUUCCAGUGUGACACGAUUCAGCCUGGCUGCGAGAACGUCUGCUACGACCAAGCCUUCCCCAUCUCCCACAUUCGCUACUGGGUGCUGCAGAUCAUCUUCGUCUCCACGCCCUCUCUGGUGUACAUGGGCCACGCCAUGCACACGGUGCGCAUGCAGGAGAAGCGGAAGCGGCGGGAGGCUGAGCGGGCCAAAGAGGUCCCGGCUGCCGGCUCCUAUGAGUACCCGGUGGCCGAGAAAGCAGAGCUGUCCUGCUGGGAGGAAGCCAACGGAAGGAUUGUUCUCCAGGGCACGCUACUCAACACCUAUGUCUGCAGCAUCCUGAUCCGCACCACCAUGGAGGUGGCCUUCAUUGUGGGCCAGUACCUGCUCUACGGGAUCUUCCUGAACACCCUGCAUGUCUGCCGCAGGAGUCCCUGCCCCCACCCGGUCAACUGUUAUGUCUCGCGACCCACGGAGAAGAAUGUCUUCAUUGUCUUUAUGCUGGCUGUGGCUGGACUGUCCCUCUUCCUUAGCCUCGCUGAACUCUACCACCUAGCCUGGAAGAAGGUCAGACAGCGAUUUGUCAAGUCGCGGCAGGGCGUGCCUGAGUGCCAGCUUCCUGGUCCCUCUGCCGGCAUAGUCCAGAGCUGCACACCACCCCCUGACUUCAGUCAGUGCCUGGAGAAUGGCCCCAGGGGAAAAUUCUUCAGUCCCUUCAGUAAUAAUAUAGCUUCCCAGCAGAACACGGACAACCUGGCCACUGAGCAAGUGCGAGGCCAGGAGCAGAUUCCUGGGGAGGGUUUCAUCCACAUCGGCUUCGACCAGAAGCCUGAGGUGCCCAAUGGAGUCUCACCAGGUCAUCGCCUCCCUCAUGGCUACCAUAGUGACAAGCGCCGUCUUAGCAAGGCCAGCAGCAAGGCCAGGUCGGAUGACCUAUCAGUGUAAACCUCCAGCAUGAGAGGUCCAAGACCAUUUGGUAACAAAAGAGGCUCGGAGAAGGAAGAUGUGUCCCUUCCGAGCCUCGUCUUUCUCAUUGUCACCACUGCUCUGCUCCCUUUGGGCCCCAGGUC